AUGCAAUCAUUCAAACUUCACAUAGUAUCAGAGCAUUUAAAAGAUCGAUACCCAUAUUUAGAAGCUGAAUUUAAUGAUAGAUAUGAUAAAACAGAGGUAUAUCACGCAGCAUUUGAUAGAAGUAUACCAAAAUUAAUUGAAAUAUUGUUAAUGCCUGACAUAGAAGCAUUUAAAUAUAGAGAUGCUUUAAUUACUUUAAACGAAAUGGUAUCUCAUUAAGAAAACAAAGAUAUAAUGAUUAGUUCAGGUUUAGUAGCUAUAGCUUCAGCUUUUCUCCACCAUAAAUUAGUAGAAAUAAGAAGAGAAGCAGUACUUUUAAUUGGUUCUUUAGUAACAAUAAUGAGAGGAAGAUAACAUGUUUUGGAUACUACAUAUGAAGGUUUUUAAAAAAUGUUAUUUGAUUAAAAUUUAUAGGCAAGAGAAGCAUGUGCAUGGGCUUUAUGUAGGUUUAUAACAGGAAGAGAUGGUGUAGAUUAAUUAUGUAAAGCAAAAAUAAUAGAACACAUGGUAAAUUCGUUUUUAUAAUAUACUGAAAAUCCAAACAUAAAAGAAGCAAAAUUUAUUGUAUGUAUUUUAGAGGCUUUCUUAAACAUUUUAUAAUAUGAUAAUGGCAUCAUAUUUUUUAUUAGAACUGGAAUAGUCGCUCGUUUAAAUUAAAUAUUAAAAAAUGAAAACAAUAUCUACUAUGACAAAUAAUGGAGUUUGAGAAUAAAUUAUUUAUGUUUGGAUUGUUUGGCUAAAAUAGUUGUUAAUAUGGAGGGAAAACAAGAAGGAAUAGACCUAUAUAUUAUAAAUACUGCUAGUAACUUUUUAGAUUCACAUAUCUAAGAAGAAAGAAAAUAUUCUUCUAUUCUAAUAAUGAAUUGUAGUAUUCAUUUGGAUGGAAAAAAGUAAUGCACUUACGUUAAAAAUGAUGAAAUUAUUAAAAAACUUAUUUCUUUGCUUGAUAGUAAAGAUGAAAAUCUUAGAAUUGAUGUCAAAUAGGCUUUAAAAAAUAUUUCUGAGCUACCUGAUGGAUUUUUAGUCAUUACUAGUAUUUUAGCUCAUAAUUUAAAUUAUUUAAAAGAAGUUUUUUCAGUAUAAAAUGGAGAUAAAAGAGUUUUUGAAUUUUCAGUAAUUACAGCACUUUCUUAAUUAUUGCCAAAAACAUCUGAAUUAGAAAAUCCUCCCAAUCUUCCAUAAGAUAAAAUUACAGAAUACGAAAAAUAUUGUAUCGCUAUUUGCUCUUUUAUUCUUAAUUAUGAUGAGGUAAUAAAUGAUGCAAUUGAAGAAAUUGUUAAACUAGUAGAAAAAUUAGCUAUUGGAUUUUCAUUAACUUUCUUAUUUUAUAAUUGA
Messenger RNA from Ichthyophthirius multifiliis, 1335 nucleotides. RefSeq lists its product as hypothetical. The record is from RefSeq and is a predicted model, not a curated record. The transcript has 5 exons. Lineage: Eukaryota; Ciliophora; Oligohymenophorea; Hymenostomatida.